Messenger RNA from Ictalurus punctatus (channel catfish), 2525 nucleotides. It is a transcript of the gene sparcl1, whose product is annotated as SPARC-like 1. Gene Ontology annotation, biological process: anatomical structure development. The transcript has 11 exons. The coding region runs from base 1 to 1968 and encodes 655 amino acids. Lineage: Eukaryota; Metazoa; Chordata; Actinopteri; Siluriformes; Ictaluridae. The record is from RefSeq and is a predicted model, not a curated record. Gene Ontology annotation, molecular function: collagen binding; calcium ion binding; protein binding.
AUGGAGGUUGAUCUUCUGUGCCUCUUCCUGAUGGCCUCAGCAUUAACUGUCUACGUGCAAAGUACUCCUCAUGAGAAGCACGGGUCUCUCUCCAGAUGGUCCCAAAAUUCUAAGGAGGAGGAUGAUGUGUUCCCAAAGAUAAAUGAGGUUAACGAUUCCAUUUUGCCAACAUUCUUCCCCUUCGAGGCUAGUAGUCCAGAACCAGGGGACGAGGACGCAAGCAAGGAGACAUCAAAUGGUGGAGAAGGAACAGAUGAAGUAUAUUCAGUAGAUUUGGAGAUGUCUGCUGAAGAUGGCAGGAGCAUUCCUGUGCUGCUGAGUGAAGAGAUGCUGGCUCAACUUAUAAAGGAUUCUGAGGAAGAGCAGCAUGAUGUGGAGAAAGAUGAGGAAGAUGGUGAUGAAGAUGGCGUAGGAAAAGUAGCGGAUAUGAAUGAGGAGAGUGUGGAGAUUACACUUGAGUCUAAAAAUGAUGGAGAAGACCAGCAAGAAGAGCAGCUAAAAGAGAAAGAUUUGGAAGAAGAGGAGGUAGGGAGUAGCACAGACUCGGAAAUACCAGUAGAUUUAGAUUAUUCUGCUGACAGUGUCUCUAUAGAAACACGUAAAACCAAUCUGGAGGAGAACAAGCCCUUAACCAUUACGUUUGAAGGGGAAGAGAAGGUGGACAAUGAACUUCCCACAGUCAUGGAAGACUAUGAUACCCCACCCAAUCAAGAUUACGAGGAUCCCAAAGAUGGACACCAAGAAAAAACAUUUGACCAAGCUGACCAAGAUGAGCAGAUCCUUUCAGAUCCUGAGACUGACAAAAGCAACACAGAUGAAGACAAGGAGAGUAUGGAACUGGCAGAAACGAAACUCUCUGAAGAAAAAGAGGAAGAGAAGGACACAAAUGAAGGUGUCGGCCAUGCUGAAGGAAGACACAAGAAACAGAUGAGGAACAUGAGACUGAGAAAAGCACAGAGUGACCAGGCUUUGAGUGCUGAUGUGUCCUCAGAGCAUUCUCAAAACCAAGAGCCAGAGAAAGAGACAGAAAUUACACCCAACUUGGUGCAGACGAAGAAGGGGAAAUGGUGUUCCCGGGAUAGGCAACGGAUCCCCACCAACCCCACCAUGAAAAAGCAGUUACUGAAAGCAAAUCCAUCCUGCUCUCCCCAGGCCUCCCUACUGGGAAUGAACCCUGUGCAGUUCAGGGCUGCAGUGGAUCUUUUCCCCAGUAUCAGACCCACAGCUCGACCCAAAUCCAGAGCUGGAGCUGAUCCAGGACAGGAAGCUUCAGUCGACUCAUGUGAGAACUUCCACUGUAAGCGAGGGAAGACAUGCAAGCUGAACGAUAUGAAGAAGCCCAGCUGUGUGUGUCAGGAUCCUGCAGACUGUCCUCCAGGUCUCAGUGAGUUUGACCAUGUGUGUGGAACAGAUAACCAGACUUAUGACUCAUACUGCCAGCUUUUUGCCAUCAAGUGCAGCCUUGAGGGCAGCAAGAAAGGGCACAGACUACAUCUGGACUACAGCGGCUCCUGCAAAUUUAUUCCACCAUGUCUGAAGACAGAGCUGAUACAUUUUCCACUGCGCAUGAGAGACUGGCUGAAGAAUGUGCUGCUGCAGCUCUACGAACAAGACUUCCUUACAGCCAAGCAGAGAUCCAGAGUUCAGAAGAUGUACGAGAAUGAGAGGCGUCUCCAUGCAGGCGAUCACCCAGUUGAGCUCUUGGUUCGGGACUUUGAAAAGAAUUACAACAUGUACAUAUACCCAGUGCAUUGGCAGUUUGCACAAAUGGACCAACAUCCAUCAGACAGGUUCCUGUCUCACUCAGAGCUUGCUCCUCUGCGUGCCCCUCUGGUUCCUAUGGAGCACUGCACUUCAGUUUUUUUCCACGAGUGUGAUGCAGACAAGGACAAGCUACUCUCUUUCAGGGAGUGGUGCCAGUGUUUCGGCAUCAAGGAUGAGGACAUGGACACCAAGCUUCUGUUCUAAAUGAAUGAAGAUUGUUCCCAUCAGACUGAUACAGCUAGCAGAACUAGCUUUCUCUUCCUUCCGAGAAGGGAAAGAAAACUUUGUUUUGAACGCAAACAAAAAGUUAAAAACGUGAACAAUCUGACUUGUUAUUUCUGUAGUGGAAGGACAAGAAUGUCUUGUCUCUGACUAUGCGAUUGAAGAAAACAUUUGAGAAUGUAGUUGAAGUAAAACUCAUAGUAGAAGAAAAGCAGUCUGUGUGACGGUAGUUUUUUUUUUUGUUGUUGUUCUAUUUUAAUAUGGAAAAGAGAAAUUGUGUGUUUUAUAUGUGUUCCAGCAGGGGAAAAGUUUACAACUCAACAGUGUCUAAAGUAAUUGGUGUGGUUUUGAAUUGAUAUGGUUUUGGGUUUUGAGCAUUGCAUUUAAAGAUCUUUGAAGGGAAACAACCUGUGGCACCCAUAAAUGUUAUAAAAUAGCACCCAUAAAAUCUGUUAAAUCAACAUAGUCUGUUUCGAUUAUUCCACUAUUCUAUAAUGUAAGAUUAUUCCAUGAGGUAAAACAGAUUAAUCUUUUAAAAC